Molecule: messenger RNA, 8012 nt
Organism: Cheilinus undulatus (humphead wrasse)
Lineage: Eukaryota; Metazoa; Chordata; Actinopteri; Labriformes; Labridae
Gene: pld1a
Product: phospholipase D1a
Exons: 26
Coding region: 207-3383 (1058 amino acids)
Biological process (GO): regulation of microvillus assembly; phosphatidic acid biosynthetic process; cell motility
Molecular function (GO): phosphatidylinositol binding; D-type glycerophospholipase activity
Source: RefSeq, a predicted model, not a curated record
CUGAGUUGCAGAGGAGGACUAAGCUGUCUGUGGCUGCUGCUUGGACACUUCACUGCCUGCCCAGGCUGGAGUGGGUUUUUUGUUUGUUUCUGUGUUAGCAUUGUCGGCCAUUCAACUGAGCUGAGAAGUGGAUCGAGGGGACUGAGCAACAUGUGGGCUCCAAAUAGAGGGCAGGUUUGCCCUGCUCUUGGGGCUUACUGCUAAGCAUGCUGGGUAAGGCUCCGCCAACAACCAGUAGCCUUAACCUGGUGAACUCUGAAGUUACUGACACCACGGCGGCCCGGGACGAGCUGGAUCAUAUAAGGAUGGCUGACCUAGUGGAGAGCCUGGAUACCAGAGAGCUGGACAUCGGAGAGGGAGAGGAGCUCGACUAUGAAGCAAGCUCCUUGGGGGACAACCGUAUCCCGUUUUCAGCCGUGUACGCCACAGUGGGCUUUAAAGAGGACAGUGCCAGGGUCUACCUCCCCACGGUGCCCAUCACUGCCCGCAUCCUGGAGGUGGAGAGAUUCACCACAGCGCAAGACCGCUUCAACCUGUCGCACCACAGGAGUGUCAACAAGUCUCUCCCAGCAGUGUUCAGGAUCGAGCUGAAGCACGGCGAGUUUACCUGGAUCAUUAAAAGGAAGGAGAAGCAUUUCAUGGAGCUGCACAGAGAGCUGAGGACGUACAAGACCUUCAUGAGGAUACCACUGCCUUCACGAAGCCACACGGUGAGGAGAAAGACGGUGAGGAAGAGCGAGGUGAGGGAGAUGCCCUCCCUGCCCAGAGGAGGAGGAGAUGAGCUGGUGCGAGAGGAGCAGGUUUCCAGUAGGAAGAGACAGUUAGAGGACUAUUUGAGCAAGCUUCUGAGGAUGGCCAUGUACCGCAAAUAUCACCACACUAUGGAGUUCAUUGACGUCAGCCAGCUGUCUUUCAUUCAUGACUUGGGACCCAAAGGACUGGAGGGGAUGAUCUACAAGCGCUCAGGCGGACAUCGUAUCCCUGGCAUGAACUGCUGUGGUCACACUAAGGCCUGCUAUCGCUGGUCCAAACGCUGGCUGGUAGUGAAAGACUCCUGCCUGCUGUACAUGAAGCCUGACUCUGGAGCCAUCUCCUUCGUCCUGCUGGUGGACAAAGAGUUCAGCAUCAAGAUGGACUCUAAAGACACAGAGACCAAGCAUGGAGUCAGGAUUGAUAGCCUUUCAAGGACCCUGGUGUUUAAAUGCAGCAGCUACAGACAUGCACGCUGGUGGGGUCAGAGCAUCGAGAGCUUUGUGAGGGAGUACGGGAAGGCUUUUCUCCGAGAUCAUCGCUUUGGAUCGUUUGCACAGGAGCAGGAAAACAUCCCUGCAAAAUGGUAUGUGAAUGGAAAAACCUACAUGGAGGAUGUGGCUGAUGCUUUAGAGGAAGCCAAAGAGGAGAUCUUUAUUACAGACUGGUGGCUGAGUCCAGAGAUCUUCCUGAAGAGGCCUGUCGUAGAGGGGAACAGGUGGAGACUGGACUGUACCCUUAAACGGAAAGCACAACAGGGAGUCCGUAUCUUUGUGAUGCUGUAUAAAGAAGUGGAGCUCGCCCUUGGUAUCAACUCUGGCUACAGCAAGAGGACCCUCAUGCACCUUCACCCAAACAUCAAGGUGAUGCGACACCCAGACCAUGUCUCCUCCUCUGUCUACCUUUGGGCACAUCACGAAAAGAUUGUCGUCAUCGACCAAUCAGUGGCCUUCGUGGGCGGGAUCGAUUUGGCAUACGGUCGCUGGGACGACAGAGAGCACAGGCUGACGGAUGUCGGAAGCGUGACGCGCUCUGUUGCCCUGGAACAGGCUGGCUCCACCACCGCUCCAUCCACUAAGGGUGUUUCCUUCGUUGACGGGAUCUCCGACGGUGUUCCAAAGAGUAAUGGACGAGAAACACCGCCCAGUGAACCAGUGGAACUGCCAAAACUGAAGGGGAUUGGACGCAACAGAAGGGCUCGCUUCAGUCUGUACAGACACCUGCACAAACACACUCUGCAGCAUGCCGACAGUGUCAGCAGCGUGGACAGCACGGGGAGUGGUUCAGUGCGAAGCCUAAAGACCGGUGUUGGAGAGCUGCAGGGCAACACUCGCUUCUGGCAUGGAAAAGAUUACUGCAACUUUGUAUACAAGGACUGGAUCCAGCUGGAGAAACCUUUCGAUGACUUUAUUGACAGGUACACAACUCCCAGAAUGCCUUGGCACGACAUCGCUUCGGUGGUUCAUGGCAGAGCUGCUCGGGAUGUGGCCAGGCACUUUAUUCAGCGCUGGAACUUCACAAAGAUCAUGAAGCCGAAGUAUCGCUCCCUGUCUUAUCCAUUCCUUCUGCCUAAAUCUCACUCCAGUGCCAACGAGCUCAGAUACCAGGUGCCUGACUGUGUCAAUGCCAAAGUCCAGGUGUUGCGGUCAGCAGCGGAUUGGUCUGCUGGUAUCAAAUACCACGAGGAGUCCAUCCACAAUGCCUACAUCCAGGUCAUCGCUAAAAGCAAACAUUACAUCUACAUAGAGAAUCAGUUCUUCAUCAGCUGUGCCGACAGUCGAACAGUGUACAACAAGAUUGGAGACGCCAUCAUCGAAAGGAUCAUCAGAGCAUACAAGGAGGGAAAGAAGUACCGUGUGUAUGUGGUCACCCCGCUGCUUCCUGGAUUUGAGGGGGACAUCACGACAGGAGGAGGGAACGCCAUCCAGGCAGUCAUGCACUUCAACUACAGGACAAUGAUCAGAGGAGAAUACUCCAUCAUCUCACAGCUGAAAAAAGAAAUGGACGACCACUGGAUGAACUACAUCUCCUUCGCCGGUCUGCGGACUCACGCUGAGCUGGAGGGGCGUCUCGUCACCGAGCUCAUCUACGUCCACAGCAAGAUGCUCAUCGCUGACGACAACACGGUCAUCAUCGGCUCUGCAAACAUCAAUGACAGAAGUAUGCUGGGUAAACGCGACAGUGAGGUGGCAGUGAUUGUGGAGGACUCUGAAAAGGUUCCUGCUGUGAUGGAUGGACAGGAGUAUGAAGCUGGGCCCUACGCACUCCAGCUUCGCCUUGAAUGCUUCAGGACUAUCCUCGGAGGUCACACAGACUCCAGCAUCGACCUUGCUGACCCUAUUAGCGAUCGCUUCUACAAAGAGGUGUGGAUGACCACAGCUGGCCGCAACGCUACCAUCUAUGAGAAGGUCUUCCGUUGCCUCCCAUCAUCCCUGGUGAGGAACAUGUCGGAGCUGGAGCAGUACCAAUCCAAACCCGGUUUGGCCCAGACCGACCUGACCCGUGCUCAGGAGGAGCUGCGCAAAAUCCGAGGCUUCCUGGUCCAGUUUCCUCUGGACUUUUUGUCCGAGCAGAACCUCAUGCCCUCUGUCGGCACCAAGGAAGCAAUGGUCCCGACUGAAAUCUGGACGUAAAGUAUGCACCAACACAGGAAGGCGCUGACAUGUCUUGAGUUGUAUCCGUAUUGUGGAUAUCAUCCCACUGGGAAACGUGGAUUUGGCCUUAAUCCAAAGAUGGGUGGAAACGACUGCCGGGCAUUGAGGAAGCUCUCAAACUUCUGCUUUUUUGGGGUUUGUGAAAGACAACAAGCACCACCUUUAAGGACAAUAUUUAUGACUGUUGUGAGGAAAAAAGGCAUUUGAAUUCUGCAUUUUGGGAAUCAAACUCGGCUCUGGACACUUAAAACCUCUGACUCGUGGAAAAACUUCCAAGUCAGCCAGGAUUUAUUUCUAAGGGACCAGGGUGAGGCUGUUGUAAAAUUUUUGACUGUGUUAAGCUGUAAUCACAGAGAUGGUGAAGCAUGUGGUUUUCUGAGUUUAUUUGUGUAAUAAGGUGCAGUAGUGCUAUGUUUGCUGUUUUUGAGUUGAUGAGCUGCUUAAGAACAAUUGGAAAACAAGCUUGCAGAUGCAUGGAGGAUCUUUUCUGUAAGACAAAUCAAAAAAGAGAGUGCACUCAAGCUUUUUACUGCACACUACACGAAGACAUGAGACAAUUUCACUGAAGACAAACAGUGCAUGAAGUGCACUCAGAUCCAGUUGACAUGUUUUAUAACAUGCACCCUCAGAGACAUUAGAUGUCUUUUUAUUAAGUUAUUUUGACUGAAAUUAUUUUUGACAUGAGGUUUGAAAUGUCUAGAAAUGACACAGGAACAACUCACAGUGCAUUUAUGAGGGUUUCCAUCAUGUAGUAUUGACUGUGGGAGCAUUAGUAAAGGUUAGAGUGGGUUAGACAAUCAGCCCAGCAUUUAAAGGUGUCAUUCCAACUUAGCCCAACAGAUGGUGUUAGCCUCUAACAGAUCCUUUUUGUAUGCAGGCAUGAAGCAGAGCCUUUCAGAUCCUCUGACCUCUACAGGUGCAGUUCUUAGAGGGAAAAGUCUCAAAUAAUGCCGAACAAUGUUUUCUUGAUGACAUGUCAGAGUCCAAGCUUUUGCUUUAAGAGUCAGUUUAAAUGUGCACUGCAAAAAAUCCAAUCUAAGAAAGUGUGUUUGUCUAAUUUUCUAGUCAACAAUACCUCAUCACCUUUAUUUAAGCCCAGAUAAUCAUCUAAUUUCAAAAUAUAAAACAUAAAAAUAAGACAUCUAUGCACUGAUACCAUGGUUGUUGAACCUUUACAUUUGAUAACUGUUUGUGAAAUUACUUUGAAAGUUUGUUUUAAUUUCAUCAGCUGUUCCUCAUUCCUCCUUUUGACAACAUAUCAGUACAUAGUUCUUAAUCUCCCGUACCUUUUUCAUCCUUAUUUAUGUUAAAAUAUCAACAAUCUGCAGACCAGGCUCCAACUUUGACUUCAUACUACAUAAAGUGAAGCAAAUAUCAUGCUUUAUAAUAGGGCUGUGUAAGAUAAAUCAAGGUCCAAAAUUGCACUAAUAUUUCAUUAAUCAUGAUUAAUCGCAUGCUUUACGUCCACCUCAGCAAACUUUGGUUAAGCAUCUCCCUGAAUCCACAGUAAUGUAAAAUAAGUCCACCACUGCUCCCUAAUGUCUCAUUUCACUUUAAAAACUGUCAGAUCAUGUCAGUGGACGAGUCAAAAGUCAUCAUAACUUUUUAUUACGAAACACUGACUUUUGCACUGUUCAUUUAAUUCCUUGAAGAUCAAUAAAAAGUCCCCUUCAUCCCCGGUUUUUUCAUAUUAAAAUCUUUGGUCUCCCUAUAAAAGCAGGUUUGUAUGCAAACAGAAAGUCAAUUACCCUCAGUUUAAGACAACAUAAAAAUCGAUGACACAAAAACAAUUUUGUCUGCAAAAUAGUAGAUUUUUUAAAAAUGUGAUAAAAGGUGCGAUUAAUCCUGAUGAAGUACAGCAAUCCUUAGUCGCGAUUAAAUAUUGUAAUCUGUUAAAAGCCCUGCUUUAAAAUGAUAGCGAGUACUGACACUGGUUAUUGAUAUCUGUGCAACCCCAAUUUAUUGCUUGUAAAACGUCAAAUUAAAGAUGAAAUAAGAAACUGUCAAAAGAAGUGACUUGUCUCAUUAUAAGGCACUCAAAAAGUUAAGCAUCAAGCUGUUUCAUCAAUUAGAAUUACUUAAAAUAAGGUUUGCGGCAAACAGUUGAUGACAAUUACAUGCUUUUUAUUGAGAUAAUCCUAAAUGAACACUGCUUUCAUAAUUUUGACGCAGGAACUAGACAUGGACCAGUGCCAGUGAUUAAUACCUAUGUAAGACUCUUGUGAUUGUCCAUGACCAUUUGAUCAUUUCCAAAACAGAUAAUCUGAUAAUCUGAAGAAUGAUAUCUGUUCAGACCACUUUGUUUGCUGAUGUUUGCCAACAGGGCCAAUAUCGGCUGAUAUCAGGAUGGGAAAUUAGCACCCGCCCACCAGCCAAAUGCAGGUACUUUUGAGCAGUGCUGGGUGAAUUUGCUCAACCCAUCAGCCACUGGGGCAGAUGAAUAAAAGUAGCCAAACCUAACAGACGAAUUUUGUUACAGUGAAGUGCAUUAAUCUAUGCUGGGAUGUUUGACUCUGUGUCAUAUGAGAGUAGUUAUCCACUGCAGCUGGGGUAUCUGCUGAAGAUAUGUUGUUUUUCCCAAGUUCAAGGUAGUUAAACAGAGCCUUUGGUGAGACUGCAGAAAUUGUGACGCUCAUAAUUUAGGAAAAUGCAUUUGAAUUUAUGGUGCCUCUGUGGGAAGCAAAUGUUUACAUGAUCACAUACAGGACAAAUUGUUCAAAUACACAGGUUUAAAAUAAGCAAUAGUUUGUCUGGACAGACAUGUCCAAGACAGUCUGGCUGCAGCCUGGAGCUCUCAGACGCCCCCUCUUCCAGACCACUACUGUCAGACGCCACCUCUGUCAGGAUGGAAAUACAUGCUAAAAUUUUCAAAAAAAAAAUUAAAAUGAAAUUAAACUUAAUGGUUAGGAUACCAAAAAUAAAAAAAUAAAAAAAACCUGACCUGCAAAACCAUAUUAAAGCUGACUAAAUAGUCUGCUUACGGGGAAAAAAUCUUGUCCUCCAUGAAAACACUCUAACACGGCUGACAUGGCUAAUGCUAAAGCUAACAAAGAGUUAAAACUAACAUAGCUUCAUUGGCUUAUGUUAAUGCUAACUAUGUGGCUUGUAUAGCUAUAUAGCUUUUGUAGUAACACUAACUAUGUAGCGUGUGUUGCUACAUUGGCUUUUGUAGUAACACAAUGUAGCUAGUGUAGCUAUAUUGGUUUAUGUAGCAACACUAACUCUAUGGCUAGUUAGCUACAUUAGCUUAUAUAGUAACAGUAACUGUGUACCUAGUGUAGCUACACUGACUUAUGUAGUAACACUAACAAUGUAGCUAGUGUAGCUAUGUUGGUUUUCGAGUAACAAUAACUUCAUAUCUAGUGAAGCUAUAUUGGUUUAUGUAGUAACACUGACUACAUAGCUAUUGUAGCUACCUUAGCUUCAGCUAGAGCUCAUUUUAGAAGUAGUUAAGCUUAGCUUUAAUCCCAGAUCCUCCAACCUUUAUUUCUGUUCUAUUUAUUAAAUGUUUCUUAGUCUUAAAUGUUUGCUAUGUGGUUGUUUAAUGAAUGCAACUGCCAGCAUUUGUUCAUGAAUAAAGUUGAUUCUUCUUCUAAAGUAGCAAUACAUAGUACAGGAUAUUGACAUCACUUUUGUUAUGACAUAGGCGCCCUCUCACCUAAAAGGUCUGCAAGAGGGGGUGUUUGAGAGCUGUGGUCUGCAGCCAGACCCCUCUUAAUAUGUUGACUACAAAUUAGGCAAAUACACUUGCUUAUGUUGGAGCAGUGCACUGACUUCUGGUUUUCUGGCAGUUCCACUAUUUUUCUUGAUGGGUUCUUUUAUGCGAGGUGUUAAGAUUAAUUUCUUUCUUGUACAUAACAGCCAGUACAUUAAAAAUGUUAGCCUGGCUUUUUACAUUGAUUCUUUGAUUUAUGACCAGUUAUGUUUGAAUGAAUGUAUGCACUCUGUGUCACCUGAUUUGACUUUUUUUAACCCCGCCCUUUAAUACCUUUCCUUUAAUUAUGAAGCUAAAGAACCACUACUGUGGAAUCAUCACUUUAUUGCAGUGAUAAAGUUGUCAGAGCAAGAAAUCUGUUAAGUUGUCAGACUGAAAUUAUGCAACAUAAAGACCGGUGAGCUGCUAGAGGGAGAAUCCUUUCAAUCAAUCAGCGAAACUCUUUAUAUUCCCAAGAAAGGUGUGAAUCACUGCCUUUUAUAGAUAUGUUGACACUAUGUGCUUUUCAUGUGAUCUGAUGAGGAGAUAUUGAUUUGAAAUGGGACCAGACGAUGUAUGGAUGUUUGUUGAAGUGGUAAUGGCUGAAAACACUUUGAUUCGUGCCUCUGCAAAGACUGCAAAAGGUUUGGCAUUUCAAUUUUGAUUAUUUUUGACUAUUUUUUUCUCUAUUUUUUUUGUCUCUGCAUUAUUAUUGUGGGCUUUAAAUCAGUUAAAACUAUUGAAAUAUAUGUGUAUAUUUUUAAUGUACAGUAAAGUUGUAUGGAAAGUUUUGGAUUCAAGGUGAAACCUUCACCAACAACCAUCCUUGUUAUUAGCUUAUGUUCCCCUGGUCCUCAGUUUAACUCUAUAUGUACGAUAUCAUCUUUAUACAGAUUAAAAUGUUUUUAAAAUCA